AAACUUUUACAUUUUGAAUCUGCGUAUCUAAUUGAUUGAUUAACAUUCUUGCUGUUGAGGUCUUGCUUCUCUUAAACAAGACCAUUGCCACGGCCAGAGAUGUAAUUCGCUCACUUUCUACUGAUGGAACAAGAAGAGGCAGAUUGACAACAAAAUUGCAUUCGACUUCAUUCUCUGAAGAAUGACUGUAAGAUUAUCUUCUCCUUUAUAACUCAACAAGCAUUUGGAGAGUCCUCUCUUUCGAUUUUAAAUUUUGUUUUUUUGUUUCAUUCGCACGAUUUAGAGCUUUACAUUACUAAUUCCAAUAGUCUAUUGCAUCGCUAAUUGCAGAACGAUUAAGAGGUUCAAAUAACUAAUUUAGUCAGUCGGUAUCCGGUCUGUUGGUUUUAAGAUUUUCAAUUUUGGUCUUCUUAAUUAUGAGAAAAAAAAUUGAAAAGCCUAUUUAGAAAGCCCAAAUAUAUUGUCGAUAGAUAUUAAGCUCAUAUGAGUAGAUAACUUGCUCAAGAUUGUAAACUAAUUUGCAUAUUAAUAACUUUCCUUAUUAUUCGAAUCAAUUGCUUGCGUCGGUUGUUAUCAUAUUUAUUACAUUACUUGCGCAAGUUAAAAAGAUAUUAUAUGCAAAUCAAUUUAUGACAAUACACAAUUAAUAUAUUUCUUUAAACUAUUUCAAUCUUUAUUAGGGGUCAUUAAUAUUAUAAAUAAAAUGGCUUAAUAUAUAUAUGAGAAACCCGAAUGCUUAAGGUACAAACAUUUAGUUCUUACAACAACAAUGGCAAUGGUGCGUGCCAAAAAAAAUAUUGUUUCUUAUGUGCGAGAAUUAAAACCCCGUAAAGAUACGUCGCGUAUUGAAGUUAGGAUUGUUCGCUUGUGGAGAAAAUAUAACAAAGAAUCAGGAAACACCAUUGAAAUGGUGGUUGUUGAUAAAGAAGUAAGUAACUUUAUCAAUGCAUUUUUUGGAAGCAUCGUUUAUAUAAUUGUUCUGCAUAUACAAAACUUUCAUAAUUUUUUUUGUCCAGGGGACCAGAAUUCAUGCUUCAGUUGGUGAACAACUCAUCAAAAAAUUCGAUGACAAGCUACGCGAGGGAGAUGCGAUUGUCCUCCAGUUGUUCAAAGUGUACGAUGCUACUGGUGAAUACCGUACGACGCCACAUCCUUACAAAAUUGGCUUCUUUCACACAACAUUUGUUGGAAUAGCUGAUGAUUUUCCAACUGCAGUUCCCGAAAAGUAAUUCGCGGACUUCUCUGAUAUUCUUGGUGGAAAUCUGGAUCAUAGCUGUUUGGUUGACGUGGUUGGCCAAAUAGUUAACUUCGGGUCUCUGGAAAACAAAAUAAUAAAAGGAAAGGACAACAUGAGGCUCUUGGUUGAGUUGCGUGACCCAAAUAAUGUGAAGAUGAUGUGUACUCUGUGGGGUUGUUAUGCUAAACAAGUAUACGAUUACAAUAGGAGUAACAUGUCCACCAUGAUUAUUUGUGUGAUCAGAUUCUGUUCUGUUAAAGAGUGGAAAGGUAAAUUAUAUUCUUCCGGUUUGUGUAAAAUGUUACUGAGCAUAACAUAUUAAUAAGCUUAAUAUACUUUGUAGGUGCUUACUCCAUAUCUAGCGGGUAUAAUUCAACUCAUAUCCUGCUCAACCCAACACUCGAUUUUAUUGAGGGGUUCAAAGCAAGGUAUGUAUCCGAUGUUCACCAGAUGGAAACCUAUGGAGAAGUUCACUACAUAUAGAUGUUUGUUUUGAUUUUUGAACAUCGUUUUCACUGAAACGUUUUAACAUAAAGUGUGAUUAUUUUAUUUGGCAGUCUCCCUGAUGAUUCACUUGCUCUUACGAACAACGAUAGUAGCCAAUGGUCUGUUGGUACUGCUACUUCUAUUCGUGCCAGGUUUUUUGUUCUUAAUGAGAGGCUAACCAUCGGAGAGAUCAUUGAUAGCUCUGUGGUUGGCACUUUUGUUACUCUUGGGACCAUUAAAACAAUUGAUACUGAACGUGGCUGGCAAUAUCUAAGUUGCAAAUACCACAACAAAAAGUGAUGCCUACAACCAAUGUUGAUGCUGAUGACCGGCCCUUGUUCUUCUGCAAUACGUGUGACAAAGAACACAGUGAUGUUAUUUCCAGGUUCAAAUUAAUUGCCAAUGUCAAGGACGAUAGCGGUGAGGCUAAUUUUCUGUUGUUUGAUGCUAAUGCUCAAGCAAUUGUGCGUCAUUCUGCUGCUGAACUCUAUGACGAGAAUGAAGAUGAAGACUUCUUACCUGAAGCAGUGAGCGAUCUCUUUGGUAAGAGAGUCCUUUUUGAGAUUUCAGUUGACGCUGAUAACAUCAAAGGAAAGAGUUCUCAGUAUGUUGUUCGAUUGGCUACUGAUGACCGUGAAAUGGUUGAGGAAUUUGCUGAUUUGCCUCCUAAAUCUAACCGGUAAUUUUCCGCUUAUACAUGCGAUUAAUUUGAUUGUUAUAGGAGCAUAAUAGUGAUACGAUUAAAUAUUUUCUUGCAGGUACUAAUGUUGGAGUCCGCAGAUGAUAUUUCCUCUGGUUCUGUUGGUUUUACAGCAACUCCUUUGUCCAAAAGAAAAAGCGAACAAGAUGACGACAGUUGCCUUGAGGAUCAACACUCUGUUAACAAGAAACUCUCUCAAAAGAAACUCAAGGGCGGGUGAGCUGUCUCUUUUUGAUGAGUUGCUGUCCUUUAUAGUGUUAUGGCUUUGUUUUUGCUUCAUUUUUUAAAACUUUGUCUGAGUAUCUUUGUCUUUGGUUUUGUUUAAGAUUUUGGUCUGAUCAUCUUUGUUUUUUACUUUUAAUUGGAAUAAAAAUUUAUCAAGUUCCAAUAUAAACCAGACAACCUUUUCUUUGGUUGGCUCUGACUUUUGAUUUAGUAUUUAUGCCAAUCGGUAACGUUUUAGAAUCAUUACAUUGGUAAAAUUCCUUAUUCAGAGAGUUCUUUGGUUGGCUCUGGCAAUAGAUUUUGUAUUAAGCUCAAAUUGGCAUAAUUACAAAGUUAGCCCAUUUGAAAUACUGAAUAACAAAAAUAUGUAACCGAAAUUUUACUAAUCGUAACAUUAUUAUCAAACCAAUCCCCCUUAUUAGAAUUUUACUGGUAGUAAUACAGUCUCAGCCCAUUUGUAAUACCCAACUAAAAACCAAUUUAUUGUCCGAAUAAUAUUUAAGCCCAUAAUUUUGUAGCUGCUAUACUAUUAAAUACUUUUUGACCUUUUUUUUUAUAAACAGUAUUAGACUAUAUUUUUUAAUAUGAAAACUUCUUUGUAUAUUAAUUUGUUGAUUCUUUAACUAAACAUUUAUUUUGAAAAAUCAUGCAAAUAGAUCAUAGAUAUAAACCCAAGGUAGUGCAAACAAUGGGUUAUUUGUACAGGAAGUGAAAAUCGAAAAUUAUUAAAAAACUGGAGUUUAAUGCAUAACCUUUUUCAGAUAAAGGUUAUCGAGAUUAUUUUGGAAGAAAAUAAUUAUCAUAUUUAUAAUAAAAACAUACACGGAAAAUAUGAUUAAGUCGGUAUAAUGUACAAUUAUCUGAAAAGGUAAAUACAAUUAACAUAUUUAUAAUUUAUGUUUUCGAUAAGUAAUGUGAAAAGACACGACUCAUCGAGAGUCCCCUAGACAUUAUAAAGACAGCAGUGAAUAAUUGUAUACAAAAUCUUUCAUCUCACUUCUUCUCCGAUUGAGUCUCUCCAACUUUCGGUAAGUUUAUUUUCUUUCUCUUUAGUUUUUUCUUUCAAAUAUAUUGCAUGUAGAUCCAUCAGUUUUCUGUAUAAGCGGUUACCAAUUGAAUCAAGACUUUUUAGGUUUUGUAUCCGUCAUGCGUCUUUUUGUUCAAAAACCUGUCUAGGAUCUUGGUAAGCUUUUUUCUGUGAAAAUCAAUGAGUAUUUAGGAGAUCUUAUGUGUACAACUGCUUAUUAUUGAUCGUUGUAACUAUUUUUUCCGCUGGCAUAAUAUAACGUUUAUAACUAAUACUAUUUAUAAUAAGCAGAUCGACCAACAUCUGGCGAUGGCAUUCAAGAAGGACCUUAAACGCAAGUCUCCAAUGACUGAUGAUUACGGUACUUCUCUUGAAGAGGCAUUCAAAAAUGGAAUGGAGGGGACGACUGCGCAUUACCAAGCCAUUCUCUUUAUGUACAAGCAAGUACAUGAUGCGCUCAUCAAGAAGCAUGCUGAAGAACUUGAAGUCGCUCGCGUACAAGGUAAACUGGAACUCUUUGACGAACUCUUCAACAUGUCUGCAUUGAGCAAAGAGAAAGAGAAGAUAGAGUCGGAACUCGUGCUUGCAGAGGCCAAGGCGGCUGAUGUGAAGGUUCCUUACAUUGAUUGGUACAAGUUGAAUGAGCCACAGAUGUUUGAUUAACCUUGUUUGCUUCAAGUUAAAACGUUUAAUCUUUUUUAUAUUUUGGUGUUGUAUUAUGGAACAUAUUUUCUGGUUUUUAAAACCAGUUUUCCAGCAAAAUUUGGUCGGUUAUUAAACUAUUUGAAGUUUGUUAUAUUAUAAUCUGCCUUUAUAUUAGCCUAUCUCAAUUUAUUUCUUAUUUUUAUAAUUGGCUUUCAUGUUCCAAUUACACAUUCGUUUGAUUCAGUUGCUUUAGUUACAAAAUAUAAAUUUCUGUAUAUAAGACUUUCGAAGAGGAAGUAGGUUUUUUGAACUGGAAGAGGAAGUAGGUUAUACCUAUAGUGGUGGGGUAAGUUGUUCAUAGAUUUGUCUAAAUCACAUUAGUCAAGGUAGCGUGAGUAUGUCAAAGACAAUAUCGCAUCAUGUUUGGAUUCUUGAGAUCUUAAAAUACCAAUGGAAACUGAUUUAAUAAAAUUUAAGAAGGAAAUGUACUGACAAAAUAAUAGGUUGGCAGAGUUUAUAUCUUUAAUUUAACUACAUGUCUUUUCGUAUCGGAUUUGUGAAGUUAAAUAUAUUUGAUCGAGGUAUGGAAAUGAUGAUAUUUUUUGAAAUCUUUAUAAUUUAAUUUAUUGACAUGCGUGCAAGAUUAUAAAUAUAUUUUAUAAAUAUCUAAUUAUUCGACAUAUAUUUAAACAUGAUAGAAUCUACUUUUCGGAAAGGAAGGCAAUAUUUUAAAUGACGAUCUACAUUGCGAUCCAUAUAUUAGUUCAAAAUCUAUUGCUUUCUGUUUUUUUCGGACUAUAUAUUUUUAUAAGGUAAUAUAUAUACAUUGGAAACCUUUAUAGUUUCAAUGAUAUAAAUGUUUAAUAAAUAUUUGGAAAUGAAUCUAAAGGGUUUAUCAUUUAUAGGGCAAUCGGAAAGGCAUUUUUCUAGAACCCAUCUUUCUAUAUAAACUGUUGACUGACGCCUAUUUUAUCAAACCUAAUUUCAGUCAUCUUCGCCGACAUUGUCUCUACAAUUCUUUCCCUCAAAAGAAAUCUUUUGUAAGCUUUCAUUUUCUUUAUUUCUUAGCAACACAUGUAUAUCAUUACUCAGUUUUUUGAUUAUCGAAUCAUGGUUUUUUAUUUCAAUUUGACGUAAUAUAAUGUGGGGAGUUUUCAAUACAUGUGGAUCAUCUUUGUAGGGAAAUAUAAGGUGUCAUUGGAAUAGUUAAAAAGGUUUUGUAAGAUCUCUAUAGUAUCAUGUAUUGUUUAAUUUUGAGAAUCUAACUAAAUAUAUAUAUUUCAUUGUGGAUCGCUUUGUCUCUAUGUUUGAUCUGAAUUGUAAAUAGUUAAAUUAUGUUAUAAUUUGUGUUGCUUAUAUAAUCUUUAGUUGAUUUAUUUUGAGGAUCAAAAUAAAUAGAUAUAUUUCAGUACUGUUAGUCGCUUUGUCUCUAUGUUUGAUCUGAAUUAGCAAUAGUAUAAUUUUGUUUUUAAUUGUGUUGCUUACAUAAACGACGUAUAUGUUAAUCAAUAUUUCUUUGCUCCACAUGCAAGGCAAGAUCUCGCAAUGGCAUUCAACAGAGAUCUAAAGCUCAAAAAACCGAUCGUUGAAGAUUACAGUUAUUCUCUCGAAGAGGCUUUCAACAAGGGAAAGAAUGAGACUAGGGACCGUUACCGAGCCAUGAUCUUUAUGUAUCAGAACCAAUUGGAAGCCAUCACAGCCAAGCAUGAUGAAGAGCGUGAAGUCUAUCACGUGCAAGGUAAAUUAGAGUUACUCAAGGAACUCUUCAAGAAAGAUGCAAGGAGGAAGGAGAAGAAUAAACUAAAGACUGAACUGGUGCUCGCAAAGGAGAAGAUGGAUGGGGUUAAGAUUCCUUACGUUGAUUGGUUCAAGAUGGAUGAGCCACAAAUGUUUGACUGAUGUCUCUGUUUUAACAAUCUCCAAGUUUGCAAUGUUUUAGUUUUUGUGUUGUUUCGGCUACCAAUAUCGGAAUCUAUCUUCUGGUUUUACAAACCAGUUUAAUAACAUGUUAUUUUCAAUAGUUUCAACGUAUUGUACUGAAUUGAUGAACUGCUUUUAUAUUAGCCUGGAUCAUUGCAUUAUAGGGGGAUUGAUUGUUGAACAAUGCGUUUAAAUGAUUUAUACACAAUCUUUGCUGAGCUUGUGUGUUCAGUCAGUGUAGUUUCGAUCUACUUGAAGAGUAUUUUGUGAUAUGAAUUUGGUUGAAAUCGUGAAAAAAAGUUAUGAUUUUGUUCAUCAUUUGGCCUUAACUUGACACGCGAUUAUGAAAAGAACCCUUUUAAAUAUAAAACCAGUUCACUGAAUAAACAUAUUUAAACCCUUUUAAAUAUUUUUUUUAAGCCAUUACUAUUAGAUUUAGAUUUUCGUAAUUAUAAAACGACACAUACUAAAUAUUACUUGAAAUGGGAGAUUUGCAUAUAUCGUUUUACAGAUAUUGGGUUUAACUGAUUUUUAAAUUUUAACGCAGCCUAUAUGUAAAAUUGCCCUAUAUUUAACCUAAAAAUUGUCAAAUAUGUCCUUCAUGCUAAUUUUGUUAAAUACUUCGGUUUGGGUUUAGUGUUUGCGGCUUCGGUUUUAAGUCUAAGAUGCCGGUUUAUUGCAUAUGAUUUGUGAUUAAGGUCAAGGAGCAAUACAAGUAUAUUGGGAAAUCGUAUUUCAAAUUAACGGUUUCGGUUUAUGGUCUAGAAUUUGAAUAGAAAGUAUGCGGUUAGGAGUUAAGGUAUAGGACUUUGGUUUAGGGUUUAGGGUUUGAAUUUCAGGUGUACAGUACAGGGUCCAGGGAUAUAUAUUUAGGAUUUUAAUUUUACGGUUUGGAUUUAGGGUAUAGGACUUCAUUUUUGGGUUAAAGAGUUUCUUCAGUUAGAGUUGAGAAAUAUAUGACAUUUAUUUCGUCCCAUCAUUUUUCUGUGAAAUAAUGAUGGCAUGAACAUAAGAAAUACUAAUUAACUAUUUCGUAUCACCAAGAGAGCACAAACAUUCAAUGUGCAAAACCGAUAAUAAAAUACCAUUGAUUUAAACAUGUUAUUAUACAAUAUGACAUUGAGUCCUGAUUAUAAAUAAACCCAGAACCGACUAUUAUCCAAAUGAAACCAACCUUGUUUUAUGAAUUUAAACAUGUAGAAAACCAUAAUGGAACUGAUCCCCCGUUAUUAGGCUUUUAUAUGCAUUAAUACAGUCAAAGCCCAUUUAAAAAGUCGAUCUGAAAACAUAGUUAAGCCCAAAUAUAAAGAAGACGGAUUUCAAAACUCGAAACCCUAAAUUGAGCGACGUGUUUAGUAGGUCUCUAUAAAUCUGCUACCAAAAAUUACAAUCAUAGCGUCUGAACAUUCUCCCCUUUCAAUGAAGCCGCUCAAAUAUAAUUGGUCAAUUCCUACCCAGGUAUUAGCGAGCUACUAAACUAAAUUUUUUUGCAAUACAAAUUUGUUCAGCAUAAAAGAUAAUUUUUAUGAUCCUAUAGGAAUUAUGCACUUUUGAUCCUGAAAAAUCUCCAUUGGAUUCCUAUGGCUAUGUAAGUUUUUUUACACAUAAAAUAUUUUGUUUCUAUUAUACGUUUGGAGUACUUACAAGUCAUAAUUUGAUGUUUGUUAUGUGACAGUGUUACGAAAAAGUUGACAAUCAUACAGACAAUAAAGUCAUUAAGAGGCAUCAGUUUCACAUUAUGAUGCGCUUUACACACGGAAACCAACAUUCAGCCAAUAUCCACGAUGAACCAGAUAAAUCCAAGUUUAUGGAUUCGAUGGAGACUAACAAACAAAUACGUAAAGGAGUAAAUCUAAAGUCUUUGAUUAGAAAGUGUUGUGCUGUUCGUAACUUUGUUUGGGAUCCAUUGACUAAAACAUGGUCAUCUAAAUUUGAGAUUUGAAGUUACUAUAUGUUUUUUUCGUAUUUAACUCUUAAUUAUUGGAUUUGGUUUUAGUAAUUACUUCGUUGGGUUUUUUUUAAUUUUAAUAUUAAAAAUCUUCAUUUGUCGUAUAUAAGUUUCUCUGAUAUAUUUAUCCAUUACUGUUACUAUGAAUGCAGCCGUCGUAAUAUUAUGCUUAUAUUAUAUAUAUUAAUUUGAAGCAUAAUAAUAUCUUAAAUAUUGAAGUGAUUAGGCGGCUAAAUAUCAAAAUUAGUAAAACCAACUUUUAAAAGAAAUAAAAAAUCAGUUACCUUAAUAUCAGAAAUAUUAUAGGUAACAUGCAUGAAGCCGUUCUAAUAUUAAAUUUAUAAAGUAUAACCUAGGAACUGAUUUAACUUGACCAAUACGUAAUUCAUAUUGAUAUCUUUCUUAAAACUGUAUAUCACACACUUGCCGAAUUAAUAAUUAAAUGUGUUUAUAUUACAUCAGAUGUCGAUCAUCGUAGAUAUUUGGUCGGUAACUUUCUUAAUUAGAUUUGGUAACAAAUUUAAGAUUCCCAGUAAAUAUGAGUAGAGGAUAUACGCGUAAUAAUUUUGUAGAUCUUUGAAAGUGGAUGUUCCUAGACGGACACACCAUUUAUUAAAAAACGUUUAUAUAAGAUUAAAAUAACGAUAAUGAGACUGAGGUUAUUUGGAAUUGAUAUUAUAUAAAAAUACAAGCAAAACAUACAAAAUAGCAACGUACGAAACUGAACGAAAUAGAUAAAUCACAUAUGUAAAAAACAUAAGUUAUUUUACAUGCGUGCUUAGAUAAUACAUCUCCACAACUCUGCUUGUUUCAGUCUUGAUUCAUAGCAAACUGAACAAAUUGAGUAAGCCUUUUGGAGUAGUAACAAUGCUUGCAUACUUCAGCCAUGUUAUCGGGAUGGCACUCAGUCCAUGGCUCAAGGUUCACCAUAGCUGUAUAGUAGCGGGUCUCCAUAAUUGCAGGGAUUGUACUUAGAGUUUUCUUGACUCUUUUCCAGCAAUAAUCGGAGGUUGAUAGAUUUUCUUUCCAUUGGAGUUUAUCCAGAUACUUCUUACCUUUUGGAUAGUGUUCUAAUGCAAGCAAUAACAAACCGUAAAGAUAAGUACCGUUUCUAUACUCACCAAUGGAUGCUUGGCGUAGAUGAUAGAGGCCUUUGCGUUUUUCUUUGUGGACGAAAUAUUGAAGUAUGCCCUCAAUAUAGUGUGCCUCAGGGUUAUCGUUCUCCAAGCAUAGUUCCUUGAAUCUGUUGUGCUUGGUGAGCAUUUCGAAAGGUUCGGCAGCAAAAUAUGACAAGGAAAUGUUUCUGAAAUAGAUGGUGGGAUCGGAGAUGGAGUGGUCGUCGUUUGAAUUAGAGGAAUCACCGAUGUAAACAAUUUCAUAAUUGUUCACCGAUUUUUCUUCUCCCAUAUUCACAUAAUUGUCUGUAUUUUGUUUGAUAUUUUAAGUUUUGUGAAAGUUGUUUCUACUCUCAGUCGAUGAUGAGAAUGCGGAUAGGUAAUGUUCGAUGUUGUAGGAGGAUACUUAUAAAGAUGGUGGUGGGAAAAUGAUGUGAUUGUACAUGAUGAAAAUGCUGUGUAAGUGCUAGAAGUAUGUGCUAAAAAGGUCAAGAGACAACACAUGCAUUGAUAAAAGGCUGUGGUUCAUGAAGAGUUGUCACGUACUCAGAAAAGUUGGUCAUUGCUUUAUUUGCAUGCUUAUUGAUAUUACCAAUUGAAGUGACAAUUAAACAACUAUAUAGACUGGAUUUUUAAAGCUUUCUCAACAAAAACUUAUAAAAGUAAAACUAUAACUUGACCAACUUUCAUUUCCUUAUUAGUAUGUAUUUGAAUAGAAUAGUUUCUCAAACAAUAGACCACUUAAACUUAUGGUAAUAAUAUAUCCGAUAUGUAUUAGUUUAGGAAAUGCAUUAAAUCAAUUGAAUAAGUUCAUCCGAGAUUUCUUCAUUCUUAAAAGAUAAUAAAAGUUAGAAGUUUACUUGACCAGUACUCAUGUCCUUAUUCAUACGAAUAAGAAUAUUUUGUUGUUCAAACAAGAAUAAUAAAAUCAGUUUUACUUAAGUGGUUGGAUUUUCUAAUUUGACGCUAGGUUUUUCAUAUGCUCCUAUAAAUAAAACUAACCUUUACUCGACAUGCUAUAUCGUAUUGAGUACAAAGAGGUUACAAUCUCCACUCUAUAUCUUCUCUGUUAUUAUGUUGUUAGUAUGUUAUACAAAUCGAUCUAAGUAGUUUUUAUAUAGGUCUUUGUCAAAACAUAGUAUUCUUGAAGCAAUGUUAACCAUGAAGAGAACAAUUUCUGAAAUUAUUGAAGCACCAACGGUAAAUAUUUUGGGAAUUAUCAUAUGAAAGCGUUUUUUUUUUCUGAAAGAGGAAGACAAAUAUGAUUUAACUACAAAUUUAUUGUCAUUUAAAUGCUUCAAAUUAGGCUGGAACUUAUAUGGUUGUUGCAAAAAUUGAGGCCAUUGAUUUGGAUAAACCAUGGUACUACACUGCCUGCAAUUUUUGCAAAAGAAAAAUGGCCAGACAAGGAGAUGGUUUUGAGGGAAACGUGCAACAUCUUCAACAUAAUCCUAUAUACAACUGCAAAACAUGCAACAAGGAUUUUGAACAUGCUAUUCACUGGUAUGGCCGUUUAUAAAGAUUUAUCUUGCUGCCUUUGUAAUAAAUCAGUAUUAUAUGUUUGUAUACUAAUUUAAAUAGUGUAUUUUUUUAGUUACUACUUGGUUGUACGUGUCUCUGAUGACUCAAAGGGAGAAGUCAAGUUUUUGCUUUUCAGCAAUAUUGCGGAGAGGCUCAUUAGGAGACCUGCGUUUGAGUUAGUCCAAGAGGCUGGUCAGGUAUUUUCUUCGUUUUCAAGAUAAGGGGAACUAAGGAAAUUGCAUUUAUAUAUAUUCUUUGGAAGAUGUAUUAUUGUUUUACAGAAAAAUCCACAUUUUCUACCUCAGUCUCUAACUGAUUUGAUUGGGAGAAAACUUCUAUUUAAGAUUACUAUCGCAAGUAAUGGUCAACAAGAACAUAAUGCAGCAUAUGUUGUUGAUUUAGUGAUUGACAAUGCAGAAAUAAUUCAACACUUCGAUCCACAUGUAACAAUCAUAAUAGUGAUAAAUCAAAAUUAAUUGUGACGAGUAUAAGUUCUAACGAUUUUUUUUUUUGCAGCCACAUUUUGUGAUUUUUAAUGAUUAUGAGUCGGACGAGGACUGAUGCUAAUCCUUUCUUAAGGAACUAAGUUGAAGUCCAAUAUGGCCGUCAAAGUGCAAGAGUUUAAGAAUUAAUCUUUUUUUCUGUUCAUCAAAUUUCAUAAUGUUUUCCGUUGUCUCUCUUUUGGCUUUUGUAUUUAGGAGAAUUAAUUAUGAGGUGUUAUUUGGUUCGUUAUAUAUAACAACUCCUUUAAUCUAUUUAUUUUUCCACAUUACAGCAAAAUUAUUGUUUUAAACUUUAAAAGUGCGGAACUUAUCACUAGAAGAUAGUAUAGAACUAUAUAUUCGACAUUUCAAACAUAAGGUUGUUAUAUAUAUGUUAAAGUUCCAAAAAAGCAUAAUUAAUAAACGAAUAAAGUAAAAGAAGGUAAUAUAUUGAAUUAAAUUGUCAUAAAUAGUUUACCAAUAAAUAUCAUAUUCACUUGCGCAAGGAAUACAUACAUGGUAAGAAUUUGAUAAGGUAACUUUAUUUGGCAACAAAGGAUUAUACGUAUAUUUUGAAGAUGAUAUAACCUAAUGGUCAUGUAUCGAUUUCAAUUAUAUUUUGCUGAAGAGGUCGGCUUCUGAACUUUAUAUCUUCGACUUUCUUUCAAAUUAUAUAAGUUUAUUCAAGCCUGUAUUAUAAUUGCAUACGAUUCAAUCUAUACGUAGUGUUUUGGUGUUACUGAAAAACAAGCAUUCGAUUUUGAGUGGGAAGCAUGAAGAGAAAUAAUCCACUGUCUACAUACACGGAGAAUAAACCACAGAAGAAAAAAAAACAGUGUAUGUUCUACAUAAAAUAAAUAAAAACAUUUAUAAAUGUUGAAUUUUCCUACUACUGAAUACAAAGAAUGAUACGUUAUCAGUAACGUUUUUGUGGAACAUACACUGUUUUUUUUUUCUUCUGUAGUUUAUUCACAGACUUAGUUUGUUGACGCAGGUACCAAUGACAAAGAGAAUACUCCAAUGGGGAAUAUAACACAAAACUCAUCUAUCACUAACGUUUCACCUCUGCCCAGUAUAAUCCUUUUAGGACGCCCUUGCAGAAUGUUACGAAUCAAGUAUUUCGACCCAUUAUUCCAGUUCCACCAGAGUCAAAUCCGUAAAAAAAGUUGAAAAUACAUCGACACAUACUGUCCCAUUAAGUUGUGUGUUUUCAAAGUUUUAAAGAUGGACUAACACAUCAAGCUGGAGCUGCGCGAAAGGAAAUACUGAAUAACAAAAGAACAAUAGGGAUUCCUACCUCAAAUAGAGGUUAGUCUCGUAACGCUUUCAUUAUCCCCACGUUUAUUCUUAUUACUGUAUUGAUUAAAAAAAUUUCUGAAAAAUUCAUUUUCAUUACAUUGUACAGUUACCAGGAUUUUCAAGCCAACCAAGACAUCCGUUGUACCACCUCUAGGUAUAAGUUUCUGUUCAAAGGAAGAGUUAGAAGACUUUUUAAAGAAUGAGUAAUGAUGGAACCUUUUCUGAAAAUUAGCUUAUGAAUUCUAUUUAUGUCUGUAGGUCCCUAUAAUUCAACGCAAAGUUCACCUACUCUUGCAAAUUUGAGUGUUUCUGGAAUCAACAUGCACCCAUCGAGUAAUAGCAUUGUUUAUUAAUUACUGCUUAUUAUAUAAGUAGUGCUUAUAUAGUAUGAUCGUAUACAAAUAGUUAAUAAAAUAGUAAUAAAUUAAUAGUUUAGCACAAGUUACGUAUAAUUAAAAAUUAUCAUUCCUUAAGGUACUAUUGGUUAUCAAGAAACUAUAUCCCGGAGUACCUUGAGGAAACGAAAGACAAUUGGAUCACCUCCAUCGGUGAAUUCAAAGACAAGACAUAAGGAAGGUAACAACGGGUUUUAAAUAAUGUUUUGUCGUUAUUAUAAGUUCUAUGCUACUAUUUCAAAAGUGCGACUAAACUUAAACAAAUUUAUACAGCAAGACAAGGUCCCAACAUGACACGCCAUAGUAUCCCGACUGGUCCAGCAGUGUCUGUAGAAGAUGCACCUCGUGAAGGUAAUUUUUUAGAUAUUUGUAAUCGUACUAAUAUGAUGUAUACUGAAAGGUAAAAAUUAAUAUUAUACCUAUUUCAUGAAUUUAUUUACGCUAGACCUUUGAUUAUAUGUUUAAAUAAAUCUUUUUCAGCUACUCAAAGUCCAUUCCAACAAACCAAAACCAAUGAAUUCAUUCCUCCACCAAGGUUCAUCGUCGAGGAUCAUCCUGAAGGUAAAAUGUAUAUUCCAUCUAUACAUAUACAAAACGUUUUAUUUAUGGAUCAUAUAUUUUGACUUUGUAGUACACUUUUUCACGCAGCUUACAAUAAUCGAUAUGCAAUGGAAAGUGAGUCUGAAAAUGAAAAUGAUAAUGAAGAUGAGGAGAAUCAGACUUACACUACCUAUCCUCCUGGAGAGACUUUGAUAAACACAUCACCACAACAUAUCCCACAAGAAACUAAUAAUACAGUUACUUCGCCUAUUGUCAUUGGGAUACAAAAAAACGGUGAUGACCUGAAAAUUACUACAAUGUUUCUUACAAAUAAAUAACCUCGAUAUUAGUUUUUUUUAAUGAAGAUAUUUGACGAAACACAGGUUACUACGACGACAGAGAUCCAGGUUGGAAUUGUAAGUUUUGUCAAGCAUAUAUGUGGUAUGGUGAAAGAAUUGGAAAACGCCGGCGUAGUGCCAAUCCUGUAUUCACAAUGUGUUGUAAACAUGGUAAAGUUGUACUUCCUCGGCUCGCGAAUCCUCCAGUGGAGUUAAUGACUUUGUUAUGCAAAGGAGACGAGUUAAGCAAACAUUAUCGAGAGUUCAUAUUACAAUAUGAUGUUCUCUUUCACAUCUCUUGGGGGGAAGAUAGAUCAUUCUAUUAACAAUGGUCGUGGACCAUUUGUUUUCCGAAUGUACGGUGAGAACUAUCAUCGUAUUGGUGAUAUAGUUCCCGAGCCUGGACAAGCUCCAAAAUUUUCCCAGCUCUAUAUCAUUGACACUUUAAAUGAGAUCAAAAAUAGACUUGACGCUUAUGCCGGGUAAUUUACUUCAUUAUAUGAAGUUAAUAUGAUUAUAUUGUUCGCUUUGUAGUAUGGUCGACGUUUUGUUAACUUAUAUUAGGAUUUUUUUAAACUUUGCAGGUCUGACAGAGCUGCUGCUAAGAAACUAAGAGAACCACUUGUUCUUCUUCUGAAGAAUAUGUUAGAUCAGUGUAACCCUCAUGUCAAGGCUUUUAGGUCUGCAAGAGACAGAUUCGACGUGGAAGGAUCAACAGGUUAUAGGAUGAGAUUGAUUGAAAGUCGACAAUCUGAUGGACGGACCCAUAAUCUGCCGACUGCAAAUGAAGUUGCUGCUUUGAUACCUGGAGAUUUUGUUUUAAAUAUGGAGACACGAGAUAUUUUUCUAGAGAGUACAAGUGGAAAGUUGCAAAGGAUAAGUGAAUUACAUCCGGCGUAUUUGCCUCUGCAAUAUCCACUAUUGUUUCCAUAUGGAGAGGAUGGCUUUCGAUUAAAUAUUCCUAUUGGUUUUGAAGACAGCACUGCGAGAAAACGCAAGAAUGUAACUAUGCGUGAGUACUUUGCAUUUCGGAUUUUAGAGAGGAGGUGGGAAGCACCUACAAUUACAAGAUCAGGCAGAUUGUUUCAUCAGUUCCUUGUGGACGCUUACACAAUGAUAGAAUCGAGUAGACUACGUUACUUGUUGCUGAAUCAGGAAAAGCUCCGGUCAAGUAGUUACGCUGCAAUCCAGAAAGCAGCUACAAGAGCUGGAGCUAAGAUGGCGGAACAAAGGAGCCGAAUUUUCAUUCCAGCAACUUUCACCGGGGAAAAAAGGUAUAUGAAGCAGCACUACUAUGAUGCCAUGGCUCUGUGCAAAUACCAUGGAUUUCCCGACAUUUUCAUCACUUUUACGUGUAAUCCAAAAUGGCCUGAAGUUACAAGGUAUCUGAAAAAAUAUAACCUGACCACCGAAGACAGGCCAGAAAUAUUGUGUAGAGUUUUCAAGAUGAAACUCGAUAAUCUUAUCGGCGAAUUGACUAAAAAGAACGGCUCCUUAUUCGGUCAUGUUGCUGCAGGUAAAUCUCUUUUACAUGUUACUUAUAUUAAUUGUUUAAUCAAAACAACUAAUGUAGAUAGCUGUUUUGUUUGUUAAAAUUGACUAACUAUUUUAUUUUUUAUUUUGUCAGUAAUGUACACGAUUGAGUUUCAAAAAAGAGGAAUGCCACACGCUCAUAUUCUUGUCUUCAUGGAAAAAUGAUCAAAAUUUCCAACAGCCGAUGAUAUAGAUAAGAUUAUUUCCGCUGAAAUACCAGACAAGACAGUAGAUCCAGACCUGUAUGUGAUCGUUGGGGAUUGUAUGAUGCAUGGUCCUUGCGGUGCAGCAAAGAAGGAUAAUGUAUGUAUGGUUAACGGUAAAUGUUCUAAGAUGUUUCCGAAACCUCUCAACAUCAGGACAUCGAUUGACGCAAAUGGAUUUCCAGCUUACAUGCGUCGGAUUGAUGGUAGGUUCAUUGAGAAAAAUGGAAUCAGAUUAGACAAUGGAUUUGUUGUACCAUACAACAGAGACCUCAUGCUUCGAUAUCGCGCCCAUAUGAAUGUAGAGUGGUGCGUCCAAACACGAGCUGUUAAGUAUCUUUUCAAAUAUAUUCAUAAGGGACCUGAUUAUGCCUCAGCUGCAAUGGAUAAAGAAGAUGAAGAUGGCGUCAUUGACGAAAUCAAAACAUAUUACGACUGCAGGUAUUAUUAUAUUUAUACCAAUUCGUGUUACUAUUUAGAAAGUACUAUAUUCUAUAAAUUUAUAACAAUAUAUUAAAAAUUCAGUAGAAACUCUAUAAGCUAUUCAUUAAUUAUAGAAGAUCAAUAAAUUAAUACUAAUUAGAAUAUUGAACUUUAUACAUUAACUUAAUUUCUCCAAUCCAAGUUUGCGCAAGUAAUCCGCUAUUAAAAAAAUAUAAUACGAAAAAAUUCUAAGAUAAUACAAAAUUUGUAUUGUACUCUAUGUCUCUUCAAAGGAAACGAAAUUACAUCAAUAAUCUAUUACUAUUAGUACAAAUAUAUAUGUAUAAACUUUAAAAAAUAUCAAAUAUCAUAGAUGAAAUUUAUAUAACUCAUUUGUUAUAAAUAAAAUAAAUACAUUAUUAACAAAUAGAGUUUAUCUAUCUUUUACAUUUUCUGGCCAAGGUUCAUCUUUACUCAUUUAUGUUUUCGUGUUUCUUAAUUAGAUAUAUUACUGCAUGCGAGUCGUCUUGGCGGAUUCUUGCUUUUCCUACACAUUUUCGUACUACUUCUGUAGAGAAACUUGGCUUUCAUCUUCCGGAUCAGGAACUGGUAUUUUUUGAUGAAGACGAACCUAUUGAGAGUAUUCUCAACAAAAAGACUGUCAACCAAACCAUGUUUUUGGCCUGGUUCAUAGCAAACAGAAAAUAUGCAGAGGCAAGAGAGUUGACAUAUGCGGAAUUUCCAACAAAAUUCGUUUGGAAAUCAGGUACGAGAGAAUGGGUACCACAGAAACGAGGCUUUGCGAUAGGGAGGAUUGCGCAUAUUCAGCCAUCAGGUGAUGAGCUAUAUUUCUUAAGAGUAUUGCUAAACUGGGUAAGAGGGCCGACAUCAUACGAGGAUAUAAGAACAGUUGAUGGUGUUUUAUAUCAUACAUACGAAGAUGCUUGCUAUGCGUUGGGAUUGAUGGAUGAUGACAAGGAAUUCAUAGAAGCUAUCAAAGAUGCCAGUGACUGUAGUUCUGCGACGUAUGCAAGGAAGCUUUUUGCGAGAAUGUUGGUUUCCAAAUCGUUGUCUCAGCCUCAUGUAGUGUGGGAAGCUACUUGGGAGUAUCUUACCGACGAUAUUCUUUACAAGAAGCGGCGAGAAACUGGAAGACCUGGUGAGUUUUGUCCAAUUAAAUUUUCUUAUUGUAAGAAUGUCUAUGUUAAUUUAAUAGAAUUAUCAAACUUACAGAUAUGAACUUGACCAUAGAGCAGAUUAAAAAUAUUGCUCUUAUUGAGAUCGAAAAUCAUUUGCUCAGCAAUGGUCGUAGCCUCAAGAAAUGGCCCCACAUGCCAAAGCCAGAAAAUUUAGGAGAUUACAACGGCAAUCGCCGUAUAGAUGAUGAGCUUAAUUAUGUUGUGGAAGAUCAGCUAAAGGAAAAUGAAAGACUUAUGGCGAUGAUAACAGAUGAGCAAAGAGGGGUAUACGAACAGAUUCUGGAUGCAGUUUUAAAUGAUAGCGGUGGAGUGUUCUUUCUUUAUGGUUAUGGAGGCACAUGAAAAACCUUCGUAUACAGAGCACUCUCGUCAGCUAUCCGAUCUAAAGGUAUGAUUGUUCUAAAUACCGCAUCAAGUGGAAUUGCAGCAUUGUUGUUGGAAGGAGGUAGAACCGCACAUUCCAGAUUUGGUAUUCCGAUAGAUGCAGACGAAUUCAGCACUUGCAAGAAAAUGGAGCCAGGAUCAGAUCGUGCAGAAUUAGUUAAAGCGGCAAAGUUAAUUGUAUGGGAUGAGGCGCCUAUGAUGAGCAGACACUGUUUCGAAACGUUGGAUCGCACUAUGCGUGAUAUUAUAAGAUUUUGUGAAGAAAAACCUUUUGGGGGUAAAGUUGUUGUUUUCGGUGGAGAUUUCAGACAGAUUUUACCGGUUAUACCUGGAGGUGGUAGAGCAGAGACUGUUUUGGCGGCUCUGAAUUCGUCAUAUCUUUGGGAGCACUGCAAAGUUCUGAAGCUAACAAAAAACAUGAGAUUGCUGGCUGGUCUUACUGAUGAUGCAGCAAAAGAGCUUGAAUCCUUCUCAACCUGGAUUUUGGAUAUAUGAGAUGGAAAAAUAAAUUUACCUAACGACGGUCAAGUUGAGAUUGACAUCCCUUCUGAUUUGCUGAUACAAAAUAGUGGAGAAGACCCUAUUGAGACUAUGGCAAAAGAGGUUUAUGGACAAGCUUUUCAAACUUCAACAGAUAAGGAUUUGUAUACACAUCGAGCCAUUCUUACUCCCACAAAUGAUGAAAAGGAUAAAAUAAAUGACUACAUGCUUUCGCAGUUGCCAGGUAACAUGUUUUAUCAUUUAUUCUUAUGUUCAACUAACUAUGUACAUAUCACUAAACAAACGGAUUUACAUAUGCUUUUAGGAGAAGAGAAGGUUUACCUUAGCUCUGACAGUAUUAUCCCAUCUGAUGUUGACAUAGAAGAAAAUGUCGUAUAUCCUGCAGAGUUUUUGAACAGUGUUAAAGUGGCUGGACUGCCUAGACAUUGCUUGAAGCUCAAGGUUGGUGCUCCUAUCAUGUGUCUUCGUAACAUGGAUGUUGCAGAUGGUUUAUGUAAUGGUACUAGGCUAAUUGUUACUCAGUUACUGCCCCAUGUGAUAGAAGGUAGAAUUAUAACCGGAAACAAAAUUGCUGCACAUCCGGUUUGGAUCCCUAGAAUGUUUGUCACACCACCUGACACCAAGCUCCCCUUCAGAAUGCAUCGAAGACAGUUUCCAGUUACUUUGGCUUUCGCGAUGAUCAUCAACAAAAGUUAAAGUCAAACACUGGAAAGUGUUGGGUUGUUUCUGCCUAGGCCAGUGUUCUCUCAUGGUCAGCUCUACGUUGCACUUUCAAGAGUUAAGCCGAGAUCUGAAUUGAAAAUCCUAAUAACUGGUAAAGAAGGGAAAACGCAGACAAAAACGUUGAAUGUUGUCUACAAAGAAGUUUUUCAGAAUAUUUCAUAGUCACGGUAUGUAAUUUUAAUCUACUUUCUUUUCAAAUACAAAAUUUCAAGUAUAUAGUCUGUUACAAUUAUUUACUUUUUGUAUUUUCCAGAUGGGUAGUGAUGGGUUAGGAACUGAUUGUAUUCAGGAGCAUCCCGUUUUCUGACUAUUUUGAUGAAAGUAUGUCUACUUUAAUAUUAUUUCAUGUUAACUUUUAUUUUCUUACUUAUAAAUCUGUAAAAUAAUGUUCAUCCGACAAAUUACUUACAAUAUUUAUUUAAUUUUUUGCAGGUUUCUAAAUUAUUUUGCAUUAUUUUUCGACAAUUGUACUUCAUAAUUUAUAUUUUUAUGGACAAUUUUUCGAUUUUUUUAAAUAUAUUUUCUUUUACUAUGUCUACACAAAAGUUUAUUUUAUUAUUAAUGGAAACAAAAUAUUUUAUUCUCCAUCAUAGAUUUUAACGACAGGUAUACAAUACAUUUCUAAUUAAUGAUAAUAUAAAAUCUGAAUUUUCUAAAACUAUGCAAUAUUUAUUCCAUAUUUUGAAUGAAAGUUCCUUCGUAAACAUACAAAGAAAAUAUGGACGUUGCAAUUAUACGUACACGGUACACACAAUAUCUGCCUCUUCAUACUGAAGUUACUUUGUUCCCUCUCGUCCAUCUCAAAUUGGUGUGCGAUCUUUUUUCCACGCCUGAUGAAUUCUCCCAAAGACGGUUGUUGACAUAGUAUAAAAUCCGUUACUUAUAAAAUCAUAUAAGAUUUAGUCCAUAUUUUGAAUUUUCUUAUGCCCGCACCCACCUAGUACUAACUUAAUUAAACUUAUCAAGUGAACAGAAAAAAAAUUAUCAAAGCUAAUUAGCAAGAUACCUAUCCCCUAAACCCUUUUACAAGGUCCAUGAUGCCAUUUAUUCUUAUUGGUAAAGAUUGUUAUUUUAAACUUUUUUUUUUAUACCCUUGGUGUGAUCGAAAGGCUUUCUAGGUCCAAGGAUUAAUCACCAAGAGGCCCUUAGAAAUCGGGGUUUUUUUGCUACUUAUUACUUAAGACGUCUAUGGGUGGCCAAAUGGAAUCGAACCCAGGACGGAAGCUCCUGCUGGAACUCAUUUACCACUAGACCAAGACCGCUUGGUUAAAAUAUUGAAAUUUGUUAUUUUAGACUUUAGUUUUAGAAUUUUAGCUAUUUUAUUUUAAAUAUUUUUGAAAGUCAUAUUGGUAUUGAAGAUUGUAGAAAUUGUAUGAAUUAUACAUUAAUAAUAAUUUUAGAUAAAAUAUAAGCUAAAUAUGAUGUAUUUAAUUACUACAAUACUUGAAACUAAUUUGCUAGUGAAUAUACAGUUCAAAAUUAUUAAUCAGUUAAAUAAUUUUGUGCUUUUUUUACAUCAACAAAUUUUGUCUAUGGAUUCAUCAAAAUAGAAUUUCAUUGUUUCAGAAAUCGAUACUGUAAUUGUCAGAAAAAAAACUUUAGAGCAUUCAUUGGUUUGGUUUUAUUAAAACCCAAGAACAUAAGUUAAAUGUAAUUAAUUUUCAUUUAAUUCAUGAUUCUUCGAGGUUAAUAAAAUACUAGUUAAGAUCUGCACUGCACAGAAAUAAGCAUUAUAUAUAUAUAUAUAUUAUUUAUUUUACAUAUUAUGAUAUAAAAAUAAUAAUAAAUAUAUAUAGGAUAAUUGAAAAAUCAAUAACUAUCAUAUAUAUAAUUAAAUUGGCGAGAACUAGGAGUGUUCAAUCUUGUAAAACUAAAACAAUUAAAAUCAAACCGAACUGAAAUAGAGAAAGUGGUUUGGAUAUGGUAAUACCAAAUAAACCGAAGUGAUGUUUUUUUAAGAAACGCGGUAUAUGGAUAUGGAUGUGUAUAUAAACCGAUUAAACCGAAUAAACCAAUUAAUUAAAUAUAUUAGUAUAACUAUAUGUAAAUUAUAUAAUAUAAUUAAUAAUUAUAUACAUAAUUUAUUUUAUUGAUACAAUCUUCAUACUUAAAAUGUUGAUUUUAGUAGUAUAAUAUUUUGUUUUAAGUUAAAAGUUAUUUUCAUUUUUAUCAAAUUUUUUUUUAAAAAAUGUAAUUUUUGCAUUUUCUUUAACAAAUAUGUGAGCCAUAUUUAAUUAAUUAAUAAUAUUCUGAAUUGAUGUUUUUUUAUUAUUUUGAUUCUAUAAAAACUAUUAUUAUUAUUAAUUCAAUAUGUUUACUAACUAAUUUAAAUAGUAAAAGAAAAAAUAAAAUAUUCUAUUUAAAUACAUGAAUAUUUUCAUGUUUUAUUAAAGCGGAUAUCUAAUCGUAUAAAGUAAAAUUCACAAAGUUUAUAAAAGAUAAAUAUAUUAAAUAUAUUUAUUGUUUUAUUAUAAAACCAAAUAAACCUAAAAUAGACGGUAUUUAAGUCGAACAAAACCAAAUUAGAUAGGGUUUUAAUAUGGUAGUGAUUUCUUAUAAACCGAAAUAACAAAAAACCGAGAAAACCUAACCAAUGUCGACCCGAAUUCCGGAUUGAACACCCCUAGCUAGAAAGCAUAACUCAAAAUAAUGACUCUUAUUUAUUUACAAUCAUUUUAUGCUUAGUAAAUCCAAACAUUAACUUUUAUCUAUUUUAUAUGGUAUACAAUUACAUUUAAAUGAUAUUAAUAUAUAUUAUAUUUUUACUAUGAGUAAUUGUUAAAUAAGGUUUUAUAAGCAUAUGGUUGUAUGAUGAUUUAUAUUUUUUAAAAAUUUUGUUACAAAAUUUUCAAUUUGGAAUUUUAUAGUUUUAGCAAUUUAUAAUCAUUUUAAAAAUCUGAAUGCAAAUUUCGAAUAAAAUAUUAAGUUCUCGGUAUUUUUCAAUGAAUAUUUGAAAUUAAGAUAUUUUGUUUUUUAUAUGGUAUAUUGUUUAGUUUAAACAAUAUUAAUACAUAUAUAUAUAUGUGUGUGUGUGUGUGUUUUAAUUUGAAAAUCUAUUAGAUGAGACUUUGUACUCGUAUAUUUUAUGAUCAUUUGUCUUUGGUUAUAACAAAAAACUAAACAACUAAUCAUAAAAAACUUAAUGUGAGAUUUUUAACUUUUUUGUAAUUUAUAACCCUUUUGAAUAAACUUAAAAUAUAACUUAUACGAAAAACUAAUAUUUAUUAUAUGAUUAAUGUGAUUGUUUAUUUUAUUUUAAUAAUAUAAAAAUAUAAAAACGAUAGAGGAUAUACAAUUUUUUAUCAAAUCUUUAUUAUUCAAAAUCAUUAAUUUCAUAUAUAUCUUAAUCACAUUAGGUAAUUACAUAGCUUCUAUUUAAGGAAAUAAGGAAGAAUGUUUUUUGUACAUCUAUUCUAUUAAAACAGCAGUGUGACCCAUUAAUAAAAGUAGAGUCCAACAACUAUUUCAUCUACCUUUACUUUUUUUAUAUGAUAACUGCAAUGCCCUUUUAAUUAACCACCACAUGAUGUCGUGUAAGUAGUUUUAAUUUUCGAAAAUAACCAGUACAUGUACAUUGCUAGACGCCUAAAAAUCAGGGGCCAAAAAUCUUAUAACUGCAUCAGCAGAUCUUAAUUAAUUAAAAAUUAAACAUCAUUUAUAUUAAUAUGCGAAUAUGUAGGGAACCUCUAUUUAUAUGUAACUUCCGUUUUUACAAGUUGUUUUCUACUAAUCAGGACCAUUUAAAAUCUAAUUUAAAUAACUUUACCACCAUUUAAAUUUGCCUACUAAUAUAUUUUCUGGACUUUAAAUUGCCUACUAACAUUACCUCCAAUUUCUCCAAUGAGAACGAUAUCUGAAACAACCAGCUGCCUUUUCUUAGUUUCCAUCAUUCAAGGACAAAUAAUUAAGUUACUAACUACACUUGGAAAAUAGAUGAAUUAAAGGAAUCAAAGCUUCUAAGACAGUAAUAUUUUGCAGUCAAGUGAUUAGUUAAACAUGUUGCCAUUCUACUAAUCGAUCUUUAUGGUUAAUCUACUUAGGGAAAAAUUAUCUUUACGGUUCAUACGUUUAACCCGAUACGAACAUAAACUAUGUCUUUUUCUACUAUGGAUGUAAAGGAUCAGAUCAAUUGUGAGAUUUUUUAAAAACAAAAUCCCUAUCCCGAAUUAAACUUUUACAGAAGAACAUAGAUUAAUCACACCAAAAGAUUACCUGAGAUCUUGACAGGAGCAAAGCCGAUUUAAACUUCUCUGGUUUCAAUUGAACAUAGUCACUCAGAUUUCUUCCAUAGUCUUCUACGGCUUUCCAAAAACCGACUGAGCUUUACUUUUUUAUUCAUCAUCCACCGACAAAAUAUAAACGUGAUUAAGACAGCAGAAGCUCACAAGGUUUUGUCGGGAUAAAAGAAUUUGGGCCAUGAACAUUUAAUUUAUGAAACCAUUAAAAUUGGGCCAUGGACUUUGAUUUACAUAACUCAUUUUUAAUUGCUAUACAAAUUAUUAUGUGUAGUAUUAUGUGUAAUAAUGAUGUAAUUAUAAUUGUUAUACAAAGUGUUUGCGUCAUACUUUGUUAUAUUUUUAAAAAAUAACUUUUUAAAAAUAAACUACCAUAUUUAUAAAAUAAUAAAUUCAAUAAAAUUAUCAAAAUACUUUACUAAUUAUAUUUUAUAAAACAUUACGCAAAUAUAAUUACAGAUAAAAACACGAUUAAAAAAAUACAUAUAUGAUACAAGGAAAUACACAAAUGCCUAUGAAACUUGAUUUAUUUAAUAUACUUACAAAAAUUAUCUAUUCUAUUAAAUUCAUAUUAUACAAAAAUAUGAUUAUACAAACACACAAACAUAUAAAUUAUACUAGGCAAAAAUUUCAAAAACAAAAAAUAUACCCGCCCUCUCAAGGGCGGGUCAAUAUCUAGUUAAUAUUUAAUUUUAUGGUUAGUUUAAUGAGAACUAUAAUAUAUGUUUAGAUGAUGAACCAACCUAUUUUCUAAAGAAUCUAAUAAUUAUUAUGAUGAUAACAUAUGUCAUAGCUUCAAUGAUAUAAUGUUUCUCAAAUAAUAUAUAAGUGAUUACUAGUUGCAAAGAAAAAAAAUCAAUAUAUGAAGUUGCUUGAAAUUAGAGUGAACUCAUCUUUUAGGUUUCUGGUUGAAGUAUGUAAAUGUUUUUUAACUGUUUUUGCUGUUUUGGUUUCAUCCCAUUUUUAUUAUUUGGGGGAGCAUUUUUAUUAAAUAACCUUACCCUGAUAUGUGAUUAACAAGAAUGUCGUCGCUUAUAUGUCAUCAUUAGAGUUCUCUCAUAACCUUUAUUAAAAACCCCUCUUUGCCUGAAUUAAUUACAUGUAAUGUCAUUGCUUGUUAAAACUAGAAAGAGAUAAUACUUUAUACAAUAAUCCCUUCGUAUAUAUAUGGAUUUACCUUUUUCUUACAUUUAUUAACUAAACGUGAAAUAACCAUUUUUGGUGUCUUAACCAAUGACAUAACCCGACAUAUUCAUAAUAAUUUUGGCUUUGUACCCCCUAUAUAUUAAAAGAGAAGCAUUGCAACAUUAGAAGCAUGACACAUGUCAUCAUGAGAAUGAUUUUCGAGAGUCCUUAGAAAAGUAAGUUGGUCCAUCUAAAUAUAAACUAUAGUUUUCAUUAAACUCAUCAUAAAAUCAUUUAUUAGUAUUAAAAGUUAUUUUUCAUUCUUUCCUUACAUAAAAGCUACAUAGUUACCUAAUGUUAUUAAAAUAUAUAUAUGCAAUUAAUGAUUUCCAAUAACAAAGAUUUGCUAACAAUUUGUAUACACUCAAUCAUUUUUGUUUAAAUCUUUGUUAUUAAAAUAAAUUACACAAUUGCAUUAACCAUAUAAUAAAAAAUUAGAUUUUUUCGUAUAUGUUGUAUUUUGAAUUUUUUAAAACGAGUAUAAAUUACUAAACUGUUAAAAGUCUCAAACAAAUUUUUAUUAUCAAUGGUUUAAAUUUUUUGUUAUAAUAAGAUAUAAAUAGGUAUAAACCACAUGAGUAAGAAGUCUUAUUUAAUAAGUGUUUAUAUUAAUAUAUAUAUAUAUAUAUACCAUUUAGUUAAACUACAUAUCAUAUAAAAUACAAACUACAGUAUAUAUUGAUAUUUACAUUUAGGCAUGGGCAAUUUCAGGUUUAGACUGUUCGGUUAGAGUAUUUCGGGUAUAGGAUAGUUCGGGGUAGGGGGUUAGAGGAUUCAUUUACUACUCUACAUAUUUUCGGUUCGGUUUGGUUCGGAUAGUUUCGAUUUCGGUUUGGUUCGGAUAGUAAAAUUAGGAACCGGAAAAUACCAAAAAAAAAUCGGUUCUCAUUUGGUUUCAGUUCCGGUUCGGGUAGUUCGGAUAGUUCGGGUAAAAUAUCGGUUAUUUAAGGUAAAAUAUUUAAAAAACAUUAGGAUGAUUUAGAUAAAAAAUUCAGAUAUUUCAGAUUACUUUGGAUAUUUCAGAUAAUACUAUCCGGACAGUUUCGGAUUUCAGAUAUUUUCGGGUAGUUCGGAUACUUUAUAAUAAUUUAGUUAUUUUCAAAUAUUUUUUGGUACUUUUAAUAGAUUUUUAAAUUAUAAAUAUAUAUUUAGCUAUGUUAUAUGUAUAUAUAAUUAAUAGUGUUAUAUAUCUGAGUACCCGUUUGGUUCUCGGUUUGUUUUCGGUUUGGUUGAAAUUUGCAUUCAAUUAAAAAUGAUUAUAAAUUACUAAAACUAUUAGACAUCUCAAAUUAAUUUUUUUAUUAAUGGUUAAAAAAUUUGUUAUAAGAUAACAAUAAUCAUAAAACCAUAUGAUUAAAAAUUUUCAUUUAAUAAACAGCUUCCUAAAAAAUAUAUUUUAUAUCUAUGUUUAUCAUUUAAAUUUAAUUAUAUAAUAUAGAAGGGAUAAAAUUGUUUUUUAUUUAUUUACCAUAAAAUGAUCGUUCAUAAAUAAGAGUGAUUGUUUGAUUUAUAUGUGCAAGUCAAUUUAAUUAUAUACGUAAUAUUAUUGAUUUUUUAAUAUUUCAAUAUAUAUUUCUUAUUUUAUUAUUUCAUAAUAUGUAGAAAACAUAAUAUAAAUAAUAAUAUAUAAAUAUAGUUUGUGUAUAAAAUAUUUAUUCCGCGUAAGCCGCGGAUCUUAACCUAGUGUAUUGUUCCACAGAAGUUAGAAUAAUGUAACUGGAUUUGUAUGUUGUGUUAUUUCAUGAAAAAACUCGAAUUGGAUUACACCGGAUGUUAAGAUGAAUCACGAUUGACACAAAUAAAUAUUUUCAAUUGUUUUGUUAUAUUCUAAAUCAAGCCCAUUUUUUAUUGAUUGGAAGAUCCGUAGUUUUUGAUGACUGCAACAUGAAUUGAAUUCUCUAACGUAUGUUCUUCCACUAUCAACUAC
Brassica napus (rape) is the source of this 26191-nucleotide messenger RNA. RefSeq lists its product as uncharacterized. Bases 14521 to 15471 code for a protein of 316 amino acids. Lineage: Eukaryota; Viridiplantae; Streptophyta; Magnoliopsida; Brassicales; Brassicaceae. The record is from RefSeq and is a predicted model, not a curated record. The transcript has 6 exons.